AACAAAUUGAAGAAAUAUUAUGUUUUGAGCUAAAGUUAUUCCUAGUUACGAUAUAUUAUUAUCUAUUUUUAGUUCCAUUGUUAUUGUGAAGAGUUAAAUGUAUCUACAAAAAGCCGGUCAUUAUGUGUAAUCGGAACACAAAGUGUGUGGACAAAUGACGUACACUUCAAAGUUAUACUUUAUUUCCAUAAAUGACAUUUUAUUAAUCUGAUCCUAACAUAACCUAAUCUAGUCCUAACCUCACAUAGUAUACCAAUCUAUUGAUACUCAUGUAGAGUUUUAUAUGCCAACUUAACCCUUGAUAGCUUACAAGCCACAAAAAAUCGGACACCGUCAUAGGAAAAGUUAAUUAGAGUAAGAAUUGUGUGUAUAUAAAUAAUUUUGUCUUAUAUAUCAGUAUAACCUACGCAGUAUAAAUUAAUACUGACAUUACUGAGAUUGUAACUGCAUUAUUGAAUGGAAUCUAUAAAUUUUAAUUUACUAUUAUAUUAACAUUCGUAUUUAAUUUACUGUGAAUCAAUUUAUUCUAUAAUUUUGUAUAAAAUUUUGUAUAGCUUCAAUUUUUAUGUUCAUUUUCCCUUGAAAUUUUGUCUCUGCUCUUUGGAAAAUAUAAUUGUGUUAACCGUAUGUGUUUAAAUGUAGAAGAAAGGCAUUAAAGACGGACCUCUAAUUUAUUUUUUGUUAUAUAACUCUCUUAAUGUUACCGUUAAAGUCGAUUACUCAGUAUACAAAAAAUUCUUUUAUUAGUUACCUAAAAGUUAGUUUUGCCUGAAUUUAUAUAAAAAAUUGCAGUAAAAGGAACUUAUAAAACUAACGCACUAUUCACUACCGCUCAAUACAUACCAACAAUCCGAUUUCACUCAUUGCUAGUCUGCAGCACUUCAUUAAAAAAAAGUAGUCUAAUAUAGGUGAUGGCGACCAACUUUGGUACUUUUCUCUAGUAAUUCUUUUUGUAACUGUUAACUUUUUUAAUAGCUCUUUCGCUAUCUUCAAAACUCAGUUUUGUCUGCUAUACAUAAUUCGUCGUAAACUGCUAUUUUUCUAUAUGUACAAAUAAAUGUAAUAUAUGUAUUCAAGGUGGCUCAAUAAAAACUAACUCGUUAUUCCUCGCUUAUAUAAAAAAAUGAUUUAAGGGAAUUAUGUAGCAUUAGAAGGGGUGCAUCAAAUGAAUACGCUCAGACUAUUUUUAUAUCUUAUUUUUUUUCUGAGAUUUCAAGAUGGAUAGUAGUAUUGAGGUGAAAUUAAAAUUUCAGAAAAUAUAAGAUAUAUAAAAAUCUAGAUACCCUUUCCUAUGCUACAUAAUUCAUUCAUAUGGUUUUUUGGAAGAAACACGAGAUAACGAACCAGUUUUUGGUGUAUAUAUGCUUGUAUAUUUUUUCUUUGUAACAUUCAUUGUAUCUGAUACUUUCUAAAUUUCUCUCAUUAACCUUUAAAGGACUAGCAAAUACCCUUUUGGGCCUUUGUAUGUAGAAGUCCUUAAAUUCUGUACACUAUAUACAUACAUUUUCUUUUAAAUGAAAGCUAUUAUUUUUGUUACAUUUUUGAAAAUGUAUUAUUCACUGUCGGGUUUUGUAUGAAAGGAUUUUUUUAUCGUAUAUAUUUAAAUUAUAUUUAAUUUAACAAACGAUUAAAAAUAAAAUUAAAGCUAACUCAAACUUUCUGCACGCUAACUUAUUUUCUUCUUCGAAUGAUUAGCGCCUACAAAGAGAUGGUUCAGACCAGUUUAUAACGGUUUAUAUCGGCUGCUUGAAAUUCUCUCGCAAGAAAGCAGACACGUGUGUGGUUAUAUAGAAGUUAAUUUCUUCUGAAAGUCUGUUGACAUUUGAAAGUGUUAGUAAAAGUGUACUUUUAUUUCAAUCGAAAAAUGUAUGUUUCUUCAAUAAUAUUCGGUACCAUUGGAAUUUUAUAUUCUUAUGUUAUUGCUGAAUUAAAUGAGCAAAGUAAUGUCACCAAUAGUGAAGUGAGUCGGAUUGAACAAGAACUAUUAUUUACAUCAUUGCUGAAGACAGAAAAAACGAAUCCAGAUGCUAUUGAACACUAUACGUUCCCAAUUAAUAAUACUUAUAGAUCACCUUUAAAUAGAAGAUGUCCUUUGUGCGAUAGCUCGGUCUAUCCUUAUUGCGGAGAAAAAUUAUUGCACGAUGCAUGUUGCUGUACGGAUUCCUAUAUUCAUGAUUUACCUCAUCAAUGUAAAUUGGCGGAUUGCCGAUUUCUGCACGCAAAUAGCUGUAAAGAACAUCGAUUGAUUGCUCUUUGUUGCUGCAAUGACGACUAUCGAACAUUAUUAAAAAAUUUAUCAAAGCGUUUAAAAUUAUAAUUGACGUAAAGGAAUACUAUAAAACAAGUCGACGCGAUAAUUGUAUACUAUCGGUUGUAUGUUAAUACCAGGAAUUCUACUGCACGUGUAGAUGAAAAUUAAACGCAGUUGGAAAUAAGGUUGAUAAUUGUGUAACUCCUUUAACGUCAAGCAAAUGCGGGACACGGUUAUGAGUAAAUAACGAGUUAAUGAUAAUUAUAAUUAUACCAUUUUCUGUUACAAAAUAGGUCAUUAACGUUGCAAUAAAUAUGCCGUCCAAUUAUCUACUGCAAUUAGUCUUGAUACUGGUUGAUAAAAUAACGUUUUACAAACUACAUAAAUAUGCAAUGAUAUUGUCUUCUUCUCCUCUCUUGUAUCACUGUUAUAUACCAUAAUUAAAUUUGAAAAUCUAUAGGAAAAUUCGAUACAAAAUAAUGAUCCUAUUGAGAAGAGUAGAUCUGUUAAUUACAUACCUACAUAAUAUACUUAUAAUUUCAUGAUAUUUGAAAUUAUUUAUUCUCUUUACUGUCAAACGUAAAUAAAACUAUUAUUCACAUU
Molecule: messenger RNA, 2854 nt
Organism: Osmia bicornis bicornis
Lineage: Eukaryota; Metazoa; Arthropoda; Insecta; Hymenoptera; Megachilidae
Exons: 3
Coding region: 1865-2317 (150 amino acids)
Source: RefSeq, a predicted model, not a curated record